UGUGUACAGAUGAGCCGAGGGAGCCGAGGGGAAGGCCGCCGCUUCCGUCUCUUACACCAAUUUGCCUUCUGUCCUAUCAUGUAACCGGGACUAAGUGGCAGGUUAAGGAAAGGCACACAUGGUGAGAUUCCUGUGGUUGAUGGCUGUGUGCUAGAAGCCAUGAUGAAUGGGGAGGCAGGGGAUGGCAACGUCCCUGUCCGGCGCUCCUCGAGAGCUCGCAAACCAAAUUCAAGAUUUGCGGACGAUGAGCUGGACGGAUGCUUCAAGAAGAUCGUUACUGGACUAGCCACGCCUGAGGCUUCCUCCACUGCCACUUCUCCUUCGCCAGUGGGCCGCCCAAGGAAAGGAGCGAAGAAGAGGGAGAGUCGGAGUGAAGAUUCCUUGGAAGGUGAAGAGGAUAGGCUGGAGAAGACUCUAGAUCCCCUGGCAGAUGUACCCUCAUCAAUGGGCCAUGUCGAACAUCCCUUAAAGAAAGAUUUGCUUGAUGGGCAGGAAUCAGAGGACCGUGGUCUUGUAAAUGGGCUGGAAAUAGACUCGGAGAGUGAGAAAAGAGAGAAAAGUGAGAAAAACAUUAAGAGUAACAUCAGGAAGGAGGAUGGGGAAGAAGUACCAAUCAAGGAUGUCAAGAAGCGGGGCAGGAGAAAGGGGAAGAGCAGGAGUGGAAGUGGAGAAAGGGAAGACAACAUCCAAACUGCCAGUGUGGAGAGAGACCCGGCGAGUGUGGACAAGGGAUGUGUGGAACGGUUGGCAGGCGAGGGACAAGUAUCGGUAGAUGAGGAUAGUGUUGAUUGCAGACUAGGGCAUGAAGGGCCUAGUGAUAAAACCCCAAAUACUGGGGUGGAUGGUGUCCAAGAGAAAGGUGGGGAUGUUAGUUUAUGUGGCAGUAGUGAUAGUAAACCUAUAAUAGAAAACCAAAGUAAAUUUGAAAAUGCUACAUUAAGGAGUGAUGAGACAGUGGCAAGUGGAAGUGUUCCAGAGAGUAUUGAUAAAAAGGAACUUAUGGAAGUUACUGUAGAGAGAACUAAGUGUGAACCAAAAGAAAAUGAUCACUUAUGUGUUAAAGAUAAAGAGAAGGAAAGCCUAGUAAAUGGUGAUGUACUACUGGAGGAGUGUUCACAAAUUUCACCUAAAAUCCAUGCAAGUGUAGGUUCAAAACAUUUAACUUGUCCUGUUGACAUAUCUCAUGAUAAAGUCACCCAAAUCAGUGUAAAUAAUCCAGAUAUUCAAGAUCCCAGGCUUCAGGAUAGCAGUCCGUCUUUGUCGGGUGCUAAAGAGGAAGCUAGGAUAGAAGUAGGCAAAAUGGCCGAGCUGAAAGUUGGGAAAGCAACCAAAUCUCAGAGAGGAAGGAAGAGAUUGAUUCAUCAGGACAGCACAGACUCCACAGACAGUGAUAGUUCCUUACCGUCCAGACGAAGGGGCCGCAGCUCCAACCAGAUCCCAAAGGAAGGUUUAGGUAAAGGGCUUGUUAGUGCCACUGUGCCAGAAAAGAAGGCAAGUGACAUGAGUGUAAGAGACACGAGUGUCAUGAGGCCUGAAGAUUCAGGCGAGCAGAGUAGUGAGGCAGUUUUAAAUCCUUGUGAAAGUUCCUCUUCUGUCAUGGAUGACAGAUUAAAACAAGAUUCCAAAGAAAAAUGUGAUGAGGUUGAGAGGAGACCAAAGGUCAAGAGAAGUAGGAGUAGUGAUGAUGAUAAAAACAAGGAGAAAGAUUUUGAAGUCCUGAACCUGGAAUCUUCAGCUUUAGGCUCCCCUAAGUCAAAGAAGAGAAGAGAAGUUGUUGGAAGUUCUUCCAGUUCUCAGACCUCAGAAGAUGAUGACAGCCAGAAGCGGAAGCGGACAGAAGAGAUCAAGGACGUACAUGAUGUCAGCAAGAAAAGAAAAAGAGCAACAGAGAAAGAACUGGAAGUGCCAAAGGACAAUGUGCCAAAUGUGGAGAAAGCAAGUGGGAGCAUAAAUUGCACUCCAGUGAGGGUGACAACCGAGAACGUCCUGUCUCCUUGUGUUGCUGACAUACCCCUCCCCUCGCUUGCCACUCCUCAAGUUGGUGCUCCCAAGAAGGGUGGAGCUCAGUCAGUAGAAGCAGACAGUCUGGGUGAAAGUUCUAAAGUUGGUAAAAGUCAUACAAAGAGAACCACUGGUAUAUCUACAGGUGCUGAUUCAAAAUCCAUUGUGAAAGACAUUGGUAGCUCAGGUAGUGGAGCUUCGAGCAAACAUAUGUCAGGGAAGGAUGAAAUGGAAUCAUCAUCUUCUGAAGGCAAGGAAUCUAGCUCUUCCACAAAAAAUGACACCUCUAACUCUUCAUCAAAAGAGGAAGCCAAAGGCUCCAAGAUGAAGUCCGAUCUCACUUCUGGGUGUGAAUUGUUGAAACAGCCCAAAACUGAGGAAACCCUACCUAGGACCAUUGCAGUGUCUCGCACCUUACGUUCAGCAAGCAAUUCUCCAUCAAGGAUCUCCAAGAGAACGAAGAAAAGUGAGGAGCUACUGAGAACUUCUUCAUCAGAUAGUGAUAGUAAAUGUAAGGAAGAAAUAACAAAUACUGAAUUGUACAAAUAUUCUGUGAAGGGUUCAGAUUCAGAGUCACAAAAUGCUCCUGUUGAUGAGAAGAAAAUAACAAAGGGGAAAAGCAAAGAAAAACUUGAAAACUCUACUGAAGAAGAAGUAAUAGUGAAGACUGAAGAACAAGAUGACAGCAAGUCAGGGGAAGACCACUCCAGAACCCAGGUCAGUGAGGACAAGGAAAACCUAGCACCCAAAGCUGAAGAAAAAGCUGAGAAGAGUGGGGAAGAGGUUAAGGUUGAAGAAGUACAGUUAACAGAGGAGGAGCUGGCAGAACUAGAGAAGAAAAGGCAGCAGGAAGAAGAGGAGAAAGAACGCAGAAAUCGGGAAGUGGUAGAAGAGAGGUUGAAGGGCUUUGUUCACCUUACAACCAAUUUUUACAUUCAAGAGAGGAAGAAAACCAAGCGCAAUAAGGAAGUGAGGCGAAUGGUGUGUGAUUGCACACUGACUAAGGAAGAAAUUGCAAGAGGGGAAGUCGGUUGUGGAGAAGACUGUCUCAACAGAUUGCUCAUGAUUGAAUGUGGUUCUCGAUGUCCACUGCGUGAACACUGCACCAACAAAAGAUUCCAGAAUUUGGUCUAUGGUGAUGUGGAAGUAUUCAAUGCAGAUGAGAAAGGAUGUGGAUUGCGAGCACGGAGUUCAUUAAAAGCGGGGACAUUUAUCAUGGAGUAUGUUGGGGAGGUGCUGGACACCAAGGAGUUCAAGAGAAGACGGAAGGAUUAUUCCCGAGGGCAGAACCCCCACUUCUAUUUCAUGGCACUGAAGCCGGACCUCUUCAUUGAUGCCACCCGUAAAGGAAAUAUCUCCAGAUUCAUCAACCAUUCCUGCGAUCCCAACGCUGAGACGCAGAAGUGGACGGUAAAUGGGGAAUUGCGCAUUGGCUUUUUCACAAACAAGGACAUUGAAGCAGGGGAGGAGAUCAAUUUUGACUACCGUCUUGAGCGCUAUGGCCGAGAACCACAGAAAUGUUACUGUGGGACUUCAGUCUGCCGUGGCUGGUUGGGCGAAUCACCAGAUGAGAAGACUAAGGAAGAAAAGGAUGAAGAGAGGAGAAAAGAAGAGAGGGAUAGGAGAAAGAGAGAGGAGAAGAGGAUAUACUUUGAAGAUAUUGCUUUAGAGGAUGAGAUUGAGAAGCUCAACUCUCACAAACUAAGAAAUCGUGAGGACACUCUGAAUCUCUCCCGACUGAUGGUGCGAGCAGAAGAUUUCAACUCGAGGGUGAUGCUCUUGAGGCUCCUUCAAACAGGGGAACCAGCAUGUAGGCGACUGUUCUUGGACUAUCAUGGCCUAAGGGUCUUGUGGUCCUGGAUGGCAGACCUGGGGACUGGACAUGAGAAUGUGGAGCUCAAGAGUGAAAUUCUAAAGACCUUGGAGUGUUUGCCAAUCACCAACAAGACACAGCUCACUGACAGCAGAGUGCUGAGUGUUGUUGAACGAUGGACCAAGCAGAAUGUGGAUGUAGGUACUAACAACUCUCCUCCCCCUCCACCACCACCCAAGGCAGAUUUGACCAGUGUUACACAAUCAUUGGAAGCUGACCCUAACAAGAAAACAAGUGACACAAGUGAAGACUCUGACACGGAAACAGAUUCCAAAGUUAUCCCCAAUUCUGUGGAAGCCUCAAGUGCAGAUGACAGCAGUCUAGAUUCUGAGGAAGUUGAACAGCAGCAACUGGCCAUGAAGCGGAUGGAGGAGGGCACAAGAGCAGAAGAAUCGAGCAGUGAUUCCAACCUGAGUGAUGGCAAGGAGAAUACUGCAGGAGGCAAGGAGAAGGGGAAGACAUCUGCUGUGGAACCCACUGAGGGAGACUCAGCUGCUGGGGAGCAAAAGCAACUUGGAGAGGAGAAGGAGACAGAGGAGGUGCAAGAGCUCAAAUCCUUGGCUGUCAAACUCUUGGACACCUGGAAGAACCUGAAGGAGUUCUUCCGUAUUCCCAAGAAAGAACGUAUUGAACUGAUGAAAGAGCAUGAGAGAGAGGUUGACAGGGGCUACAGAGAGUACCUGGACCGAGAGCAAAGUGUCGAUCGCGAUUGGGACCGUGAGAGAGACAGAGAUAGAGACCGACGGGAUAGGUACAAUAGAAAAGACUCGUACUAUGACAGGAGACGGCGUUCACCAGAGAGAGAUAGAGACCGAGAUAGAGACCGAGAAAAGGAUAGACAUCGGAGAGGGAAUAGAAAUGACCGGGACUCCAGAGAGGAACGUUCAUCAGAUUCACCAAAAAUGUCCAAGGAACAGCGAAGACAGCUCUUUGCACUAAAGGUUCAACAAGAAGAAGAAGAAGCAAAACAAAGGAAGAUGCAAGAGGAGAUGUGGGCAAUGCACGUAGACCGCUGUCGUGUCCUGGGUCAUGAUCCCUAUUUGACCCCUAUCUUUGACCCAACGUACCAGUACUAUUGGGAUCCUGUUGCUGCCAACUGGCAACCUUACAAUGGGUCGGACCCAAACAUCCCUGUGCCUGCUUCCUAUGGUCAACACAAGAAAGAAAGUGGUGAUGGCUCACCAAUGGUCAUGGGUGUAGGAGGUAUCCCAGGCCUGGAUUCUGGUCCAUUGGUCGUGGUGCCAGGCAAGUCCCACCCUGCUCAACCCCUGGUGGGUCACCUAGCUCCAGAUGGAGACCCUGCUACACCAGGUCAGGGUGGACCUGAUGACCCGCUCAACCCUGCUAACAUUCCACUGCCUGGUGAGAUUUCCAUACUGCCCCAAACAUCUCCGUCACAGCCCAUGCCUGGUCAAGCUGUACCUAUUGAGGGCACUCCACCUCAGGGAGCAAAAGUUCUGGCCAUCCCCCUCCCUGGUGAGGUCCCUUCCACUACUGCAAGUCUACCUGUGAGCAUUGACCCCAAGAAUAUUGCCCUGCCUAGGGUUGCAGGAGAAGAAGGCCCACCUCCACCACCCCCUCCAGGACCCAUCACCAUCCAGCUACCCCCUCGGUGGAAAAUGGCAAGGGAUUCAGAGGGCCACGUCUACUUCUACCAUGUCAAGACCAGAACCAGCCAAUGGGAGCCUCCCACUGUGGAGCAGCACCAGCAGCUGGAGGCUGAGUUGGGCUCUGACUCUGACUCAGACUCUGCAUCCUCAGAUGACUCUGACUCAACCAGCACCAGUGAUAGCGAAGACUUCUCAAGUGACGAGGAGGAGGAGGAGGAGGAGGUCACGGUGGAGAAGAGUAAGGUCUCCGAUGAGAAGAUGAUCCGUCGGCCGAGGGGCAAGAAACAGCGGUCUGAGGCGCUGGUGCAGGAGCGCGUGAUCAGCAUUAAACUUCUGUCAAAAGGGGAAGAGUCAAAGACGCUCCAACUGAUGUAAGAGUGAAUGUUUUUUGUGGAUGCUUUUUUUCCAGUGAUGAACAGUGGUGAAGAACUUGCAAUGCUUCAACAAGUGACACUGAUCAGGGAGAGCGUCCAAACUGAGUAUAAAACGGUUUUGCUAGCCCUUAUGAAAAAUUCUCUCUUUUGUCUCUGUGUAUCACCUCACAAAUUUGUGGCUGGCAAUCUUCACAUUCGAUAGACUAAAAUACUACAGAUAACAAUGAUGCAAACUUUCGAAAGUAGAGAAAAAAGGUAAAAAAUUCACUGCAUCCAAAACUGGCUAAGAUCUUUGGGAUUCAUGAUUAGAAGUGCACUAUUUUGUUAUUAAAGUCAUAGUGUGUUAUUUGUAGUGAGUUUUGACUGAUGCUGUAUGGUUACUUGUCUUUUUUUAUAGUACACAGUAUUUAUAUUUUUUCUUGGAGUAUUUAUAAAAAAAUAGCAAAGGCAAGUUCAUUCUAUACAUCAAAUGUAAUGAGUAAAUUAGGAAUGCCAGUAAUGAAGGUCUUAAUUUCUUUUUACUGUUGUAAUUAAUUUUGUUAGUAUCCUUGUCAUUAUUAUUUAUAUUUGUAUGUUAGUACUAUUAAUGUCAUCAUUACUACUGAAUACCAUUGAUAUUAUUAAGAGUAUGACCUUAUUUUCAUGUGAUUUAUCAUUAUUUUAAUUCUUUUAUGUUAUCCUUUUUUAUUUCACAUUUUGUUGUUUAUUUAUUCUGUACAUUAUUAAUAUUAUUUUAUAUAAUCUUCAACCACCACUGCAUUAUACACAAUAAGGAAAUUCAAUCUGAAUGACAUAAUUUUCCAUCAGCACAGUAGAGAGGUGGUUGUUGUUGUGAUGACACAGGCACUUUUGUGAAGGCUGAAGAACUAAUUAUACAGACAGAAGGAAAGUUUUAGACACUCUUGGCAUAUUUCACCAGAUUUUAAAGUGUAAGAUUGCUUUCUUAAAUAUCUUUGAAUGUGAUUUAAGGUUUAGUAUCAUUGUUUUUUUCCUAUUUUUUAUUUUUUUAGGGCUGGAGGGGUGAAUGACAAGAAAGAUACAGAAAAAAAGGAUAGGUAUUUACAAAACACUCAAACACUGCCGCUGUUGCAUGUGGGGUUAAUUUCCAUUUCUCUGAGAUCACCACCAUUCUAGUGAAAACCUUUAGUUAGUUUAACAUUUUACAGGAAACUUUCUUUUGGGAGUUUUGACUUUUUAUGAGGAAGAAUCAUAGAACAGACAUAGGCUGGAAGUCCUGUUGAUUGUUGGAUUUUCUUUGCUUUUUUUCUCUCACUUUUUUCCAUUUUAGUAUCGUUUAUGCAGGGUAUGAGGCUUUUGUCUAAGCCCAAGACGUAGGUUUUAUCCAGCAUUUUGUAUAUUAACUCUGCCCACCCUUUAAAUUAAAUUAUAUAUAAUACCUCAUGUACAUAAGCUGCUGUACAGGCUAAUUAAUAGUUGAUAUGAAAUCGCAUUCAGCUGUAUUUUCAAGGCAUUGAUGUUUUAAUUUUUUACUCCAUUAUAUUUGAUGUUGAAAUUUUGUACCAAGUCCUAAGUACAUAUUGUUAUGUUUUCAACUAAUGGUUUAGUUUUGUUUAUAUGUGUCUAAUGUAUUCUGAGGAAUACAUUUGCCCUUGUGAUGAAAUUAGUAUGUAGGACAUUCUAGACAGAUGUAGGACUGAAUGUACAAAGAACCAGACACUGGAAUGGAAAAGAUUAUGCUGUA
Messenger RNA from Penaeus monodon (black tiger shrimp), 7560 nucleotides. Its product is annotated as histone-lysine N-methyltransferase SETD2-like. Gene Ontology annotation, cellular component: chromosome; nucleus. Gene Ontology annotation, biological process: regulation of DNA-templated transcription. Lineage: Eukaryota; Metazoa; Arthropoda; Malacostraca; Decapoda; Penaeidae. Gene Ontology annotation, molecular function: protein binding; histone H3K36 methyltransferase activity. The record is from RefSeq and is a predicted model, not a curated record.